GUCCUACUGCAAACACUCACCACUUUCACGUCAUUGGAAAAGAAGGGCGGCACGCGCACACUAACGAGCAUGAGGAUCCCGCGUGAACGCCAGUAUAAAAUAGAACCUCCAGGUUCAGACUAAAGUCUAUGCAAAGAGCAUUUAGAGUGUGAGGAGUGCCAGCAGCGCAUCCAGAAAUGAAUAGAGUCGUUAAAGCCCACAUGACCUCACCUAUGAUGUUCCCUAGAAUGGGCACUGCUCAUUUCUUUAAGGUGACUGUGUUUGAACAGGAGCAUUUCCAGGGCAAGUGUCUGGAGUUCACUUCUGAGUGCUGCAACAUCCACAACUGUGGUAUGGACAACAUCCGCUCCAUCCGAGUGGAGAGUGGAGCCUGGGUGGGUUUUGAGCACCAUGAUUUCCAAGGCCAGCAGUUCAUCCUGGAGAGGGGCGAGUACCCCAACUGGGAAGCCUACAGCGGCUCUCUGUCCUACCACACCGAACGCUUCAUGUCAUUCCGCCCCAUCUACUGUGCUUCUCACUACAGCAGCCGUAUGAUGAUCUUUGAGAGGGAAAACUUCAUGGGCCGUUGCACCGAGCUGUGUGACGACUACCCCUCCCUGGAGGCCAUGGGCUGGUUCAUGCCCGAGGUGGGCUCCAUGCAUGUGCAGUAUGGCGCCUUUGUGUGCUAUGAGUACCCCGGCUACAGAGGCCAGCAGUACAUCAUGGAGUGUGACAGGCACAGCGGCGAUUACCAGCACUGGAGGAACUGGGGCUCUCACUGUCAGACUCCAAAGAUCCAGUCCAUCAGACGCAUCAGGCACUGAGAGGCGGCAGAUCAGGACAGCAGCAGCAGAACAACCUGGGCCCUGGCUAACACCUGUGUGUUCAAAUUUAGGAGCCCAAAUCAUUAACCUACAGUUCUGUGACACAAACCAUUAGUGAUGUAGCAGCUACCUCUUUAUUCCAGCACGUGUAUUUGUUUCUCUUAAAAAUGAAGUGUGUUGUUUUCCAUCCAUCCGUUUACACAAUACAGGCUCACGGGACGGUUGGAGCCUAUCCCAGCUUACAUGGGACAAGAGGCCGGGUACACAGAAAGACAAACAUUUCUGCUAAUUUCACAAAUAUGUCUUCGGAUCACGGUACAAACCGGAGAACCUGGAGAAAACCUCAUAGGCACAGGGAAAACAUGCACACUCCAUGCAGAAAGGACCCAGCCGGGCGGUGGAUUCAUACCCUGGACUACCUGCUCCACUGCUACCACUAUGCCAGCUACAGUUUUCUUUUGGUACAUGUAAAAUAAAGAUCAGAGUGAGAAUGUGAAA
This is a messenger RNA of Oreochromis niloticus (Nile tilapia), 1301 nucleotides long. It is a transcript of the gene cryba1l2, whose product is annotated as crystallin, beta A1, like 2. Gene Ontology annotation, molecular function: structural constituent of eye lens. The transcript is spliced from 6 exons. The record is from RefSeq and is a predicted model, not a curated record. Gene Ontology annotation, biological process: visual perception; lens development in camera-type eye. Bases 177 to 803 code for a protein of 208 amino acids. NCBI's taxonomy places the organism in Eukaryota, Metazoa, Chordata, Actinopteri, Cichliformes, Cichlidae.